Cherax quadricarinatus is the source of this 1254-nucleotide messenger RNA. The record is from RefSeq and is a predicted model, not a curated record. NCBI's taxonomy places the organism in Eukaryota, Metazoa, Arthropoda, Malacostraca, Decapoda, Parastacidae.
AUGUCUGAUGCCCUCUCCUGCGACCCGGAAAAAUUCAGCUCUCGAGACUCAAAGACCUCACCUACCACGAGACUGGUGGGUGAGACAUAUAGGCAACAGAUGGGCGACUUUGUUCCGGGGCGUUUCGCCUACACAGUAGGCUUCUUCAGUACAGAAGGUGCAGGAGAGUCUGGCAAGACCACCAUCAUUAAACAGAUGAAGAUUCUUCACAUCAGUGGCUUCUCUCCAGAAGAGAAGCGGGAGAAGGCGCAGGACAUCCGCAACAACAUCAUGGAAGGCAUCACCACUCUAACAAGGAAUCUGGACGAGUUAAACAUAGAACUGGAGCAAGAGGAGAACCAAGAGGCCAAGGAUUAUAUCCUCAGUAUUGACCCUGAGAACUUCAACUUCCCCGAGGUUGGUGACAGUGCGGAAGGAGUCCAUUAUGUCAUACAUAACAACAAGCAACUCGAGUCGAAGUAUACACACGACAGAUCCCUCAGCAGUUACAAUCCUCUCCACAGAUCCAUCAACAAAGUUACAAUCCUCUCCACAGUGACUGCUCCAAAAUCAGAGCCAAGUAAAUUUAUGUACAAGCAAGUGUUGACACCAAGUCUACACAGACACUUGUUGCUGUGUAUCAUAGAUCUAAUUAUGCUUAUCAAGAUGACUACUUAUAAUGACAUACUUCACAGCCGCAGACGCACCACAGACAUCCAGAAGAUAGAGUUUGAGGUUAAGGUGCCCAAGAAAUAUGGAGGUGGAUCGCUCAACUUCUGGAUGUAUGACGUGGGAGGCCAGAGAGGAGAACGAAAGAAAUGGAUACAGGUGUUUGACGGGAUCCAGGCAGUGUUGUUCUUAGUGUCAACCAGCUGCUUCGACCUCGUCAUCAGGGAGGACGAGGAGACCAACCGCCUUCAGGAGUCUAUCAACAUCUUCAGGAGCAUGUGGAACUCUAGGUUCCUUAAGUACUCUGGCUUCAUCGUCUUCCUGAACAAGCAAGACAUUCUGAAGGAGAAGGUGACCCACGGCCGCACUCGCAUCGCGGAGUACUUCCCAGAGUACAACAACUAUAAGUUGUUAAGCAAAGACCGAGACAGCCAGGAGAACGAAGAAUAUCUCAGGGCUCGCUGCUUCAUCAGAGACAAGUUCAUUGACAUCUCAAAGCAAGUGGUGAAGAGAGAGGGCCGUCGUGGCCCGGGGAUCCACCCUCAGGAUGACUGGCCGGCCAGGGAAUGUUACUGCCACUUCACACGGACGACAAAAAAAACUUAG